Messenger RNA from Coprinopsis cinerea okayama7#130, 1224 nucleotides. RefSeq lists its product as hypothetical. The coding region runs from base 1 to 1224 and encodes 407 amino acids. The record is from RefSeq and is a predicted model, not a curated record. NCBI's taxonomy places the organism in Eukaryota, Fungi, Basidiomycota, Agaricomycetes, Agaricales, Psathyrellaceae. The transcript is spliced from 2 exons.
AUGUCUUUGACAAGGCUUAUUCGUGAAGCAAAGGCAGGCAACGCUUCAGCGCUUCAGGAACUAAGUGGCAAAGUCAACCAGCAAAACUUCACCCCGUCGAUGCUGGAAGCGUCGUUGAACCACCUCCGCUUGGAUCUCAUUCCAUGCACGACCUCAGAGCAGAUCACCUUCCGCCUGCAAUACGCAAUACCCCUCUUCCGAGUUUGUGUCAUUUUCUACAAGCCGAGCGUCCAAGGACCGAAGGGCGUGAUGAUGUUAUUAGAGCGUCUCGAAGGAAUCCUCACCUGGUUUCGUGUUUGUAUGGUGUACUCCACGACGUUCUCUACAGGUCGACGACUCGGCGCGGAGGUGGAUUUUAUAGCGGAAACAGUGGGGCUGAUGGUAGAGCUCGACGCCGACCUCGCUGACUUGAUCCUGCGCUCCAAGACGACGGUAGAAAUUCUGUUGCAGGCGUGGUCCUCGCGCCUCACCAACGACGCCAACCCUCCGUCCCCAUUCUCUACGAACCAAUGUCCCAUCAUCCACCUCCUCGCUAAAUUCGGUGACUGCGAAGACGGGAUGGAGCAGCUCGGCGCCUCCUCGCGGGGGCGCCUCGCGUCGUUCGGCAGCGGCCUCCUCUUACGCAUCGCCCACACACCCGUGCUGACCAGGAACGACAUGACAACGACGCGCCAUGUAGUAUCAGCUACUUCCUGCCACAUUCUGCCCCUCCUCAUCUCAUCGAUGAACCUGGUGCAGUUCCCCCAAAUCCAUCGCUACCUGCGCAAAGCCGGCCUCCUCUACCACGUCGCCCGCGCAGUCAAGAUUCUCCAGGUUUGCCUCACACCCGCAGACACCUACCUCGUCGCGUGCUACGCUAUCCGCCUGUCCUACCAAUCCCACGCAAACGCUGUGCAAGGGUUCACCCAGGUCCUUGAGGAAGGCGUCCUGGAAGUGGUGAUCGACGCUAUCAUCGCGCAUGGAGGGCGACCGAUCGUACCUCGCGGAUCUUCAUUCUCGCCGAACAUGCUCUUGCGGGCCCUCUCCGCGUUUUCGUAUUUCCCGCGCACGCUCAAGGCUCUCGCGGAAGCUAUCGAGCGCAUCCCAGCGGCCAAGUGGGCUAGACUGGAGCGCAUGAAGAGUCCGGUUUAUCCAGAGGCAUGGGGGGAACGUUCGGCAGUCGGUUGGGUAUAUGGAGAGUAUGGUGGAGGCGGUGAAGGGGUAUGGUAUUACGCAGUGCGAUAA